ACCUCACUGACCUGGCAGGUGUCUUUGUUCCCUCUCUGGGCCCAAUAAGCAAGCGAGAGGAUGGAGCCCCUCUAUCAGACUGGAUCCAUUCUCAUGAAGGUGAAUACCCUACAAGGGAAGAAGAUGGUGGAGAGCGGCCUCCAGUCUGGAGACUUCUCCCUCUCCCAGUCAUGGCCUUCUUGCCUCCCACCCCUGGACGACCUGGAGAUCUUACAGCAGAAGGUAGCCGGGGUGCAGCGGGAGUUGGAGGACUUUAAGAAGGAGGUAUUGAAGUCCAUUCAUCACCUGGAAGAUGCCUUCUGCCAGAUGAACGGCGCCCUGGCUCAGCAAGAGGAGCAGGCGGCCCGCGUGAAGCAGCGGCUGAGGGAGGAGGAGGACCGAGGUGUUGUGCGGAACAAGGUGCUCACCUUCCUGCUGCCCCGGGAGAAGCAGCUCCGGGAGCACUGCCGGCGGCUGGAAUGCAUGCUGCUGAGCUGGGGCCAGGACACUCUGGCCCUGCCAGGAAGAGCCAGGCCGACUGAGCCCUAGUGCACCGAGUGGAAGAUAUUUUCAAAUAGAAAGAAAUCCUAAGCCCUCUUAGCUUGCU
Octodon degus (degu) is the source of this 586-nucleotide messenger RNA. RefSeq names its product coiled-coil domain containing 182 (gene Ccdc182). The transcript has a single exon. Bases 61 to 528 code for a protein of 155 amino acids. The record is from RefSeq and is a predicted model, not a curated record. NCBI's taxonomy places the organism in Eukaryota, Metazoa, Chordata, Mammalia, Rodentia, Octodontidae.